This is a messenger RNA of Lichtheimia ornata, 1539 nucleotides long. RefSeq lists its product as uncharacterized. Gene Ontology annotation, cellular component: membrane. Gene Ontology annotation, biological process: transmembrane transport. The record is from RefSeq and is a predicted model, not a curated record. Lineage: Eukaryota; Fungi; Mucoromycota; Mucoromycetes; Mucorales; Lichtheimiaceae. The transcript has 5 exons. Bases 1 to 1539 code for a protein of 512 amino acids. Gene Ontology annotation, molecular function: transmembrane transporter activity.
AUGGCGGAAGUCGAACAAAAGGACACAAGCUCAUCCAUGGAUGUCAAAGAGAACCAUGCUCCUGAAGUCGUCGUUGGUGACAGUAGUCGUAUCGAUCCUGAAGUGGCCAAAUAUGCAGCUGAUGUUGUUGAAAUUGACGAUGCUACCAAUCAACGUAUUAAAUGGAAGCUCUAUCGCCGAGUACUCCCAAUCAUGGUUGUCACCUACUUUUUGCAGGCCUUGGAUAAAGGCACCUUAUCAUUUUCUUCCAUCAUGAAUCUUCCAGAAGACGUCGGUCUUGUUGGUCAACAGUAUUCUUGGUUGACAACAUGCAUUUACAUUGCCGUUUUGAUUGUCGAAUACCCACUCAAUUGGAUCAUCCAACGUGUCCCCAUUGCAAAGUUUCUCGCAUUCAAUGUAUGUGCAUGGAGCGCAGUAUUAGCGUGUCAUGCAGCCUGCCACAACUUUGUCGGCUUGCUGGUUUGCCGUACCUUGUUGGGUAUCUUUGAAGCAAGUUGCCAACCAACAUUGGUGGUAUUAUCAGCCAUGUGGUUCAAGCGUGAAGAACAAACUAUGAUCGUCACCUUUUGGUACAUGAUGAACGGCUUCCAACAGAUUGUCGGCGGUGUACUUGCAUAUGCCUUUACCCAUAUCACAAGUGGUCCCUUGAAAAGCUGGCAGGCUCUCUUUUUGACAUACGGCUGUUUCUCAUUCCUUUGGGGCCUUGUUGUCUUUUUCUUUUUACCCGACAGCCCAAUGCGUGCCAAGUGUUACUCUGAAGAAGAUAAAAAACUCAUGGUCGAAAGGUUGCGAUCCAACCAAACAGGCCUUCAAAACAAGACCUUUCGAAAGGAGCAGAUGUAUGAAGGAUUAUUCAAAGAUCCUCAAAUUUGGGCUUAUGGGCUUAUUACAUUUCUCACAGCUCUUCCAACAUCGGGCCUCGGUGCGUUUGCCAAUAUCAUCAUUUCGGGUUUUGGAUUCAGUGUGCUUGAUACUCAAUUGUUGGCCAUGGUACUCGGUGCGUACAUUAUGUUUUGCCUCUUGUCAUCCAGCUAUAUCACGAGAAAAUGGGGCCAAACGGUGCUAGUCAUGAUUGCUUAUGCCAUCCCAGCUAUUCCUGCAACAGUGGUCUUAAUGGCAGUGGAAAACACCACAUUGGCAACCAAAGCCGGGUUGCUUUUCUGCUAUUACCUUGCAUUAAGCUUUUGGGCAACCUCCACGCUUGCUAUUUCACUCAUUACCCGGAAUGUAGGCGGUCAAACAAAAAAGACAGUUGCUGUUGCAGUCAACUUUGUCUUUUGGGCAGCUGGUAAUGCCAUAGGCCCCCAAGUCUUCCAAGCAAAAGACGCUCCUCGUUAUCAUACCGGAUUUGCUGUACAUUUGGUAUGCUAUGCAAUUCUAUUAGUGGUUCUUGGUCUUCUCCGAUGGCACUUGAUCCGUCAAAACAAGAAAAAGGCACGCUUCCUAGCGGAGAAAAAGGAUGCCAUUGAUAAUGAAGGUAUCCAUGCCUUUGAUGAUCUCACUGACAAGGAGAAUCCCAAUUUCGUUUAUGUGUACUAG